Molecule: messenger RNA, 354 nt
Organism: Heterobasidion irregulare TC 32-1
Lineage: Eukaryota; Fungi; Basidiomycota; Agaricomycetes; Russulales; Bondarzewiaceae
Exons: 3
Source: RefSeq, a predicted model, not a curated record
AUGACCCGCACAGAACGCGCCGUGUCGCCCCGCGCGCUCCUCAAGGACCGCUCCGAGGCCCGCAACGGCCUCGACACCGGCCUCCGCAAGGGCGGCGCGGGCGCGCACAACUGGGGCGCGCUCAACGACGAGGCGCGCUUCGAGCGCGAGGGCGCCGACGACGAGGAAUCGGAGCCCCGCGACGGGGAAGGUGCGUUCGCCCCCACCACGCACUCGACGUGCGCUCACCGCUCGUCCGUGCUCCUUCCCGUCACGGAGGAGGACCGCGAGAAUGCCCUCAAGGUCCGCAAGAAUGCCCUCAAGGACGGCGUUGUCGACCUUGCGGCCAUCGCCCGCUCGUCUGUCGCCGUCUCC